AUGAGAGGGGUCCUGGUAAUCUGUUUAACAUUAACAACUGCUUUAGCGGCUGAAAAUGGAAGGAACAACUCUACCCAGUUAAUUUCCACUAAGCCUCGAUAUUUAACUAUAUACGAUAUCGUCGGACGCUUCAAUCCUGGUCGCUAUGAACCUGGAAGUUAUAAUCCAGGGCGUUAUGAUCCUGGUCGUUACAAUCCAGGCCGCUACGACAAUUCUGGGCGUUACAUCCCCGACAACUCUGGCGCCUACAAUGGUGACCGUGGUGAUCGGGGCGUUGCUGGAGGCUUCUACACUGGUUCAGGCACUGCGGGUGGUCCAGGAGGCGCUUACUCUGGUUACGGAACUAAAGGUGGCCCUGGAGGAGCAUACUCUGGUUCAGGUAGUGCAGGUGGUCCAGGAGGCGCAUACGUGCAACAGAAUGAUGCAAGCAAGAACACAAUUGACCAGAGCGGUGGUGCAGGUGAUGACCGUGGUGAUCGCGGCGAUGCUGGAGGCUUCUACACUAGUUCAGGCACUACAGGUAGUCCCGGAGGAGCUUAUUCCGGUUCCGGAACUAUAAUAGCUGGUCCUGGAGGAGCAAACUCUGGUUUAGAUAGUGCAGGUGGUCCAGGAGACGCAUCCGUGCAACAGGAUGAUGCAAGCAAGAACACAACCGACAAGAGCGGUGGUGAUAGUGAUGAACGAGGUGACAGCGGCGAUGCUGGAGGCUUCUACACUAGUUCAGGCACUACAGGUAGUCCCGGAGGAGCUUAUUACGGUUCAGGAACUAUAGCUGGUCCUGGAGGAGCAAACUCUGGUUCAGAUAGUGUAGGUGGUCCAGGAGACGCAUCCGUGCAACAGGAUGAUGCAAGCAAGAACACAACCGACAAGAGCGGUGAUGAUAGGAAAAAUCGUGGUACCGGCGAUGAUACAAACACAGAACAGCCGGCUGAUGAUAUCUCAUCAACUUUAGGAUUAAAUGAUGUCACUGAGAAUUCAGUGUCAAUAAGCAUAGAACCAAAUUCAUCACCCAGAGAAGUUUCUACUUCGACAUCGACGGAAGCUAUAUCAUCUAGUACUACCAACGCUCCUUUAUCAAGCCCAUCUCAAAAUGCCUUUCCAACUUCUUAUGCUACCUUUAAACCAAUUCAAUUGACAACUAGCCAACCACCCAUCAGAGUUAUCAGCAAGAAUGACGGUGGUAAUUACAAAUAUCGAUAUGGAAUUAUCCGUCUUGAAAACGAUUAUUUACCACCUAAUGGCUAUCAUUACUUGUAUGAAACUGAAAACAAGAUUCUUGCCGAGGAAAGUGGUAAGGUAGAUUUAAUCAACAGUGAAACUGGUACCAAGGCAAGGGGAUUCUACGAAUUUGUCGGUCCAAAUGGGGUCAAAUACAGAGUGGACUAUACUGCUGAUGAACGUGGUUUUCUACCUGUUGGAAGCCAUCAGCCUUAA
Messenger RNA from Parnassius mnemosyne (clouded apollo), 1434 nucleotides. Lineage: Eukaryota; Metazoa; Arthropoda; Insecta; Lepidoptera; Papilionidae. The record is from the annotation of a GenBank genome assembly.